CUCAGUCUAUUCAGUUCCAACCCACAGAAUGGUCAUUAAAGUGUACAUCUCGAGCGUCUCCGCCAGCAGGGAAUUACAUUCUAGAAAUCAAUCGAUAGAAAUGAUUUUGGAAAUGUCCAAAAUUAACUUCGAGACCAUAGACAUCAGUCAGGAAGCGAACGCAGAAGAACACAAGUUCAUGUUGGAGCAUGCAACACAAAUGGGUGCCACGAGCAUGAGCCCCAACCCGGACGUUCCACUGCCACCGCAAAUAUUUAACGACGAUGUUUAUUGUGGGGAUUAUUUAGCUUUUGACACAGCAGUUGAACUUGGUAAAUUAAAAUCGUUCCUCAAAUUGGAAGUAGAAGAAAAUAAGGAAAGUUAAAAUUAGAGUAAAUAUUAUUUUAAAAUAAUUAUUAUUUAUUUUAUAAUAUUAAUUUAUAUUUACGUUUUAUACCUAUUAAAAGUCAA
Messenger RNA from Aethina tumida (small hive beetle), 450 nucleotides. RefSeq names its product SH3 domain-binding glutamic acid-rich protein homolog. The record is from RefSeq and is a predicted model, not a curated record. NCBI's taxonomy places the organism in Eukaryota, Metazoa, Arthropoda, Insecta, Coleoptera, Nitidulidae. Bases 29 to 364 code for a protein of 111 amino acids. The transcript has 3 exons. Gene Ontology annotation, cellular component: cytoplasm.